UGUAGUGCUGCCUCAAAUGUAGAUAUUUGUUCCGACACAACUACAGCAACAUUUAAUUACACAUUAUGCAGCUCACUACAGCUGUUUUCAAGCGAAGGAAUGUUGCAUUGUGUCGCCUCUAUAUCAAGUGGAAGUACAUCGUAUAUAAGUGUAUAUAAUCCAGGCACAGUAGACAGCGUUAAUUAUUUUCGAUUUUCCUGUUUGGCAGUGGCUUAUUCUGGUACAACUGUACUUACCAGUGUUAGUGCUGGAAGCUGCGAACCAUCACAGUCACCAGGAGUUGCAACAUCCACUGGUGGCGUACUGUCACUAUCGACGAUAGUCAAUUGCACAUCAGACGCAUCUACAACAAGCAGUGCUACGACCGAAAAUGAGAUAACAACAGGAAAUAGUGAUACAACAGACAAUAGUGUUACAACAGGAAUUAGUGUCACAACAGAAAGUAGUGUUACAACAGGAAGUAGUGUUACCACAGAAAGUAAUGUUACAACAGGAAGUAGUGUUACAACAGGAAGCAGUAUAUCGAUCAGCAGUAACAAUAGCUAUUGUAAGUGGAUGUACAUGUUAGGUAUUAAUGAAUUGUUCUGGUCAGAAUGUGUUAGAGUUUCUUAG
Messenger RNA from Mytilus californianus (California mussel), 612 nucleotides. RefSeq lists its product as uncharacterized. Lineage: Eukaryota; Metazoa; Mollusca; Bivalvia; Mytilida; Mytilidae. The record is from RefSeq and is a predicted model, not a curated record. The coding region runs from base 100 to 612 and encodes 170 amino acids. The transcript is spliced from 4 exons.